GUUAGUAUUGACUAUCUUGUGGGUGAGCAUCAUAGAGCGCCAUUUUCAAUAGAGAUCCAAUCUAGCAUGGAGCGUACGUUCAUAAUGGUCAAGCCUGAUGGCGUUCAGCGAGGUCUUGUAGGAGAAAUUGUUCACCGUUUUGAAAGACGCGGCUAUAAACUAGUUGCUCUAAAAAUGACACAGGCAUCUGAACAGCUACUACAUACUCAUUACGAGGCACUUAAAUCUAAACCGUUCUUUCCAAAGCUGAUUGCUUACAUGUCGUCUGGUCCAGUGGUGCCAAUGGUCUUUGAAGGGCAUAAGGCUGUCGAAAAUGGACGUACCAUGUUGGGUGCUACCCAACCAGAAGCGAGUUGUCCUGGAUCUAUUAGAGGAGAUUUCUGUCAAGAUGUUGGGAGAAACGUUGUCCACGGAUCUGAUUCUACUGAGAGUGCUAACAGGGAAAUAAGCUUGUGGUUUGCUCCCCAAGAGCUGUGCCAAUACAAGCAAAACAUGGACCCUUGGAUCCAUGAAUAA
Molecule: messenger RNA, 516 nt
Organism: Trichobilharzia regenti
Lineage: Eukaryota; Metazoa; Platyhelminthes; Trematoda; Strigeidida; Schistosomatidae
Source: the annotation of a GenBank genome assembly